Lynx canadensis (Canada lynx) is the source of this 5619-nucleotide messenger RNA. It is a transcript of the gene TTC34, whose product is annotated as tetratricopeptide repeat domain 34. The transcript has 8 exons. Gene Ontology annotation, molecular function: protein binding. The record is from RefSeq and is a predicted model, not a curated record. Bases 1 to 3237 code for a protein of 1078 amino acids. NCBI's taxonomy places the organism in Eukaryota, Metazoa, Chordata, Mammalia, Carnivora, Felidae.
AUGUCGGCCCAAGAGCUCGUGGCCUGCCUCUGCCGGGAGGGAGACCGGCACCUGGCCCUGGGAGAGCCCCCGUUGGCCACCGCCUUCUACCUGGCUGCCUUCAGCUGCCACGCCCCCUCGGCCGUGCGGAGCGUCCGCGCUGCCCUGGCGGAGGCACGGGGGGCGCCGGUGGUGGCCACGCUCGAGGCCUGGUGCCGGGGCGACAGCCAGAUCCCGCCCAUCCACUGGGACGGUAUGGCGGUUGUGUCCCUCACGGGGACCCUGGCCUCCGCGUUCCUGGCCGCCCUCUGCCCGGACCACCCGGCCACGGUCCUGCACUCCCUGGCUGGCCUGCUGGCACACGGGCACCACGAGGAAGUGGUGCGGCGCUGCGGCAGCCUGCUGGAUGCCCACGGCCAGCAGGCCCUGGAGCUACAGCUGACCCGCGCCCUGGCCCGCGUCCUGUCCGGGCUGCAGGCGGGCGCGGGCGCGGUCGACUAUCUGCAGGCCUUUGCCUCGAACGCAGACCGGACCGUGGCCUUCGUUCGAACCCACCAGAAGCCCUACCUCCCCGUGCUGAUCGGCACCCUCCAGGACUACAUCUCAGGGCGCCGGGAGGCAGAGGACGGCACCGGCCUGCAGGAGACCGCCUGCCGGGGACUCCUGGCAGCCCUGGACCCCGGCGGCACCUGGAGCCACGCCCUGUCACCGGAAGCCCUGCUGCGCAGCGGCAGGUAUGAGGACUGCCGGGCAGCGUGCAGCCGGGCCCUGGAGUCUGACGUGGUGGGCAGCGGCCCCCAAGGUGAGCGUCUGGCCGCCCUGCUGGUCACCCGCGCGGCCGCGGCCUUAUUCCUGGACGGUGGGGCCCGGGACCUGCUUCGGGACCUGCACGAGGCCUUCCGCCAGAGCCCCUCGGGGGCGCGGAGGCAGUUCGAGGCGGUGCUCUCCGCUGGGGACCGAGAGCGCGUGCGGGCCCGGGCGCAGGAGGCGGCGGAUGUGGGCUUCGCCCACUUCCAGGAGGCCGUGCGGGGCCGCGUUGAGCUCCGCGAAAACUCGGGCCGCGAGCUGCUGGCCCCGGUGACCCGCGCGCUCCGUGUCCUGCUGCGCAUUGCGCCGCCCGGGGAGCGCCCGGCCCUGGGCGCUCGCUUGGCUGAGUGCCUCCUGCUGGCCGGGGACACGGCGGGCUCCCGGACGCUGUGCGAGCGCUGGCUGCGGCCUGCGCGCCCCGGGGACCGCGCGGACGGCGCCGGGGACCGAGCGCCCCUGUUGGCGCUGCGGGGCUUCUGCGCGCUGCACGCCGGCGACGCGCGGCGCGCCCGGGAGGACUUCCAGGAGGUGGUGGAGCACGGAACACCGCACCUGGGCAGCUGCGUGCGCGCGCUGUGCGGCCGAGGGCUGCUGCGCGUGCUGACGGGUAGCGCGUUCCUGGGCGCGCUGGACUAUGUCACCGCCAGCCGGCUGCAACCCGAGGAGGCCUUGCUCGUCGCCAAGGCCUACGUACCCUGGAACCAGCGGGGCCUGCUGCUGACCGUGCUGCGGGAGGAGGGCCGCAAGAUGCUGCAGCGGAGGCCAGACCCGGGACACAUGGGCGCACCGGGCCGCCGGAGGAAGGCCGCCGAGAUGCACAGCCCCGCCGCGCAGGAAGGCGAUGCCCACGGCGUGUACCAGCUGGCCAUGCUCCUCACGGAGCUGGACAGGGGAGACGAGGCUUCGGGCCUCCUGGGGGCCGAUGCCCUGUACCGCCUGGGCCGCCUGGACGACGCCCACAAGGCCCUGCUGGUGGCCCUCUCCCAGAGGCCCCGGGCGGCCCCCGUGCUGGCAAGACUGGCCUUGCUGCAGCUGAGGAGGGGAUUUUUCCAUGACGCCCACCAGCUGGUGAAGAAAGUGGUCCAGUCCGGGGACACGGCCUGCCUCCAGCCCACCCUGGACGUCUUCAGCCACGAGGACCGGCAGCUGCUGCGGGGUCACUGCCACGCUCGGGCCCUGGCCAUCCUGCGGGCCCGGCCCAGCGGGGCCGAGGGCGCGGCCCACACCAGGGAGGCCAUCGCCUACCUCUCUCUGGCCAUCUUCGCUGCAGGGAGUCAAGCAGUGGAGUCCCUGCUCAUCCGGGCCCACUGUUAUGGGCUCCUGGGCCAGAAGAAGACCGCCAUGUUUGAUUUCAAUUCAGUGCUGCGGGCUGAGCCGAAGAACGUGCAGGCUCUGUGCGGUCGGGCGCUUCUGGCCCUGGCCCUGGACCGGCAGAAGGAGGCCGUGGACGACAUCCUCUUGGCUCUGAAGCUUGAUGCGAGGACAGCGGUCCCUGAGAUCCGCUCUCUGAAGCCAGAGGCCCAGGCCCUUGUCACCCGGGGCCUCUCCUCCCGCUGCCGGGCCCUCCUGAGCCAGGCGUCGGACGCCGGGGCCCCCCUCAGCGACGAGGACGCCCAGGGCCUCAUUGCGGCCGGGGAGGCGCUGGUCGAAAUCGAUGGCGGGCAGCCGGGCUGGUACAUCCUGCUGGCGGACGUGCUCACGGCAGCGGGCAGCUACGAGGAGGCCGGCGCCUGCCUGCAGAAAGCCCCGAGGGCCACCCCCCCGUCGGCGGCGGCCCGGGCCCGGUGGGGCCUGCUCCAGCUCAAGAAGGGAGACGUGCCAGCCGCCGCGCGGGAUCUUCAGUGCCUGGCAGAGGCGGACGCCCAGGAACUCAGCUUCCUGCUGCAACUCCUAGAGGCCUCGGAGCGGCAGAGCCUCACCCAGGCUGCAGCCCGGGAAGCCCACGCCCUCCUGAACUCGGGGCAGCCGGGGCGAGCGCUGGGCUACUGCUCGCUGGCCGUCCUCGCGGGAGGCAGCGAUGCCCGUCACCUGCGCCUGAGGGCCACCUGUCUGGCUGAGCUGCAGGAGUUUGAGCGGGCACUUGAGGACCUGGACCGUGUGCUCCGGGAGGACGGGAGGGACGGUGGCCUCCCGACGCAGGUGGAGGACUUGUGCUCCCGGGGACGCCUGCUGCUGAGCCUGGGAGAUGAGGCCAGGGCCACGGGCGCCUUCACCCGGGCCCUCGAGCUGGCGCCCGCGCUGGCCCAGAGCAGCCUGUGGGAGCGGCCAGGCCGGGACCCCACUGCCCAAGUGUUCCUGCAUCAGGGCCAGGCCUUGAUGGAGGAGCAGCGCUAUGCAGAGGCCUGGACAGCCGCGGAGAAUGGCCUCCUGGUAGACCCCGAGCACGGUGGCCUGAAGAGGCUGAAGGCGAGGGUCCGGAGGGAGGCCUCCUUGGGCUGCCGGCUCCACUGACCCCGUGCUCUCCGGGCCCGGGCCACGGGUCGCCCUGUCGCCCCCCGCCUGGAGCUCCUGAGCAGCAGGAUACCGUGGGCCUCACCCAUGUAGGUCAGACUCAGCUGGGAAGUGAGAGUCUACAGUAUCACCACGUUUCAGGUUAGCGAGAAGACGUUCGCGAUAGCGUAUGGAUAGUAUUACGUCAUCGCAAGAUGACAAAGCUGGAAAGGGCAGGCCCCAAGGAGGUUACUAAGCAAUGAAAAGGAAACAAAGUACGUGUUCCAUUCAAGGAGUCAGAAAAAGACAGUAAAACAAGGGAAGUCAGGAGCUAGGAAUCAAGGACAAAAGCAGAAGUUAAUAAAUUAGGAACAGAAGGAUAGAAGAAUCAAUAAACCUAAAACACGGUUUCUCAAAAAUAAAGCAGGUGAACCAACAGCUAACUUAGUGGAGAAAGCCCAGGGUCCCUCCGCUGGGCCGUGCUGCUGCUGUCAACUCCAAAGGUCUUUAAGCUCGUUCAUGCCAAGAAAAAGAAAAGCUUUCAAGUUCAUCAUUGAAGAAAGCAUAAUCUCAACCCAAAGAACGCUACAAACCAAUUGAAUUACCAGUUCCAGAAUCCUAAAUGUCAUGCUCGGCUCGGCAGCACACGAACUGAAAUUGGAACGAGACAGAUUAGCGUGGCCCCUGCACGCACUUGUCUUGCAAAAAUCCUAAAUAUCAACAAGCCCAAGUCCAGCGGCGCGUUCACGCUUCACCUCGAGCAACGUACACGGCAAUACGAGGACGGUUCAAGGUGGGGGACGCUACGGUCUAUCGUAGUAACCGGGCUACGGGGACACAAGUCCCGCGGCCCUUCUUGGGGGCUGCAGGGGGCAGGGUGUAUGGUCACACUGGACAGAUCCUACGCCUUUGGAUUCCUUCUGUUGUACUCGGGAAGUCCUGGCAUCUCGUCUUCCUUCACUAGAGACCACGAGUGAGGGUUGCACUCAGCCACGGGGACUGGCAAAACCACCGGGCACACCGUCUCCAGCGUCUGUGGGGGGCGUGCCCACGGCCUUAGCGCCGACCCAGCCCAGAGCUGUGUUCCCUCCGCCGUGGCCUAACACCCUCAGACUCCGUUCCCACACAGAAGUCCCAGGGUCCCCUGUGUGAAUUAGCGCAAUCUUGCGAUUACCGGGGCGCAUAUGCUAUUUCCUCCAGGAUUAGACAUUGUACCCGCCCCCUCCCCCAGGAUGCUGAGAUCAGAACCCAUUUAUGGGUCUAGAGUCCCUGGGUGAGGGAGGGGGUCAUGGAGGUUGAAGAGAAUGAGCAUCCUUCUUUCUGGGCCCCUGACCCCCAUGAGGCUCUCAGGGUUGAUGAUGAAAACAAGGCUCGUCUCCUCCCACACGAAGAUGGGCUGCACCCCUGGAAAAGGGCUCGGGGACUUGGGGUUCAAAGUUCUCAGCUUCAUCUGAGCCCCCUUCCUACUUCCAGGGUCGCAUCCCUUCGCAAUCAGCGCCCCGAUUUCUCACAAGAAAGUUGACGUGUCUGUAAAUGCGACCAACUUUGUAAUUACACGGCUCACAGGAUUACCUGUCACGUUUGACAUUUAGCAGCAUGGCCCGUGCUCGUAACCGGGUCCUCUCAGGGCCGCCAUGGAGCCCCCUGACUCCCGGGCUAUGACCUGAGCUGGUCAUUUUCUUCCUGUGUGUGCUCCAGGACACUCAGGAGAGCCCACCCCCUGCCACAGUCCCUGCGGCCACCAUCACUGCAAGAACGGCCACGCGCCACAGCGCCUGGGCUCCCACGCCCCCUGAUUCAGUGGGUGCGUCACAACCACCACGGUGACCGCUCCAUCACCAUCAGUCGUGAAGCCCCUGCACACCGCAAGUCUCCCUUCCCGACGAGCCUGGCCGUGCAGACAGGCCCAAGGACACGACCGAGCCAGGCCCCAGAUCCGUCUUUGUGGGUCUGGUGGCAGGGACCACUCGUGGUACCAAUUUACGUAUCGGUCAGGGUCCACUCGAGACGGAAACCACACCCGUGAUCGCAAUGGCGAGGGUUUAAUAUAAAGAAUCGCUAAUUAGCUAAGAAGGUGGCAGUUAUGUAACGGGCAGAACCCUAGGGACCGUGGAAGCGGCAACCACAGAGUUCAAGACGGACGAGCAGCCUCUCCGAACAGGCUGCCGUCCGUCACCCACAACCCUCCGCUGGGUGACCGAGCUCCCCUGAGCGUGCCCCGUGCCCCGUGUGCUAUUUGCCGACCACACCUCUGCGCCUGGCACGGACCAUCCGUUCUCUCAGACUCUGUGACGGCUCUUCUAGGUGAGGGGACUGGCUUGGUGGCUCAGUGACAAAGACCAGGGGCAGUCAGACGUCGGCCCCUUCCCUCCUGUGCGGGGGACCCAAGGCCCGUUGUCAGGA